Messenger RNA from Vanderwaltozyma polyspora DSM 70294, 93 nucleotides. RefSeq names its product protein transporter TIM8 (gene TIM8). The transcript has a single exon. The record is from RefSeq and is a predicted model, not a curated record. The annotation marks the transcript as partial. NCBI's taxonomy places the organism in Eukaryota, Fungi, Ascomycota, Saccharomycetes, Saccharomycetales, Saccharomycetaceae.
GUUUCCCAAGAAGAACAAUGUCUCUCUAACUGUGUUAACAGAUUUUUAGAUGUUAAUAUCAGAAUUGUCAAAGGUUUGCAAAAUAUCCAAUAA